GGAUGCAUAAACACACACACUCAUACAUAUUUACAGGCACGCUCACAGCAACGCAUUUUGCCCAGAUCCAUGAAGAUGUUGCUCUUCUUCUUACUUUCACUCUUCCAUUUCACCCCAUCUCUGAGCCUAAAAAUCUGCUCCUUCAAUGUGAAGUCUUUUGGAGAAACUAAAAUAGCCAAACCUGAAGUUGUCGAUGUCGUGGUAAAGAUCGUUUCCCGCUGUGACAUCAUGUUGCUGAUGGAAAUAAAGGACAGCAAGAACCGUGUUUGUCCUCUCCUGGUGGAGAAGCUCACCAGCCAGCUGACGGGGCCGAAGGAGGAGUACAGGUGCGUGGCCAGCGAGAGGCUGGGAAGGAACAGCUACAAGGAGCAGUACGUCUUCAUCUACAGGCAAAAUCAGGUAUCGGUGAAACAAACUUACCAGUACCCUGACACCCAGCCUGGGGACGAGGAUGUCUUCUCCAGAGAGCCCUUCGCCAUCUGGUGGCAGUCUCCCAAAACCGCUGUCAGUGAGUUUGCUAUUAUCCCUCUGCACACCACACCAGACACAGCAGUGCGGGAGAUUGAUGAGCUCUAUGAUGUGUACUUGGAUGUCAAACAGCGCUGGAAAACCGAGAACUUCAUCUUCAUGGGGGACUUCAAUGCUGGGUGUAGCUAUGUUCCCCAAAAGCAGUGGAAGAACAUCCGUUUGAGGACUUACUCCGAAUUCCUCUGGCUAAUUGGUGACAAAAAUGACACAACGGUGAAGAACAGCACAAGAUGCGCAUACGACAGGAUUGUGGUCAGUGGACAGAAGCUCAUCCAGGCUGUGGUGCCACACUCUGCCAAUAUCUUUGAUUUCCUGGAGGAGUUUCAGAUGACUGAGGAGCAGGCGCUGGGGGUGAGUGACCAUUUCCCAGUAGAAUUUGAGUUAAAAGCAAAAAGUGGCUUCUUCAACUGGCUGAGAUCGAAGUUUUCAAAGAAGAGGAGACCAAAGAAGAGCCGCCGAUCAAGAUCAUGAAUGUGCUGAGUCCUUGUACAGGGCAUGGAAAUACACAGAUGCCAACAGAUCUCGUAGAAGACCGGUGCAGAUAAACUCAUAGCAAGUGCAAUAUUUAGUGGGGAAAAAACCCCAAAUAUCUUGUUAGAUAUAUAUUUCAAAUAUUUUGAGCGAGAAGGCAAAUUAAACCUUCAGGAUGCUUUUUCUUCAUUGUGUACAAAAAUAAAUCAGCUAGAAGCAGCACACUGUACUGAUCACAAAUGUAAGGAGCUACUGCAGGGCUAAAAUACUUCUGUGUACUUUACCUGAACACCUGAAGGGCAGGGAGCCAUGUUCCCAUGGGCUCUGGAGCCCUGCCAUUCCUCUGCAGGGGCAGAAGGAUUAAAAGGACCUUUUUGCAUCGUA
Corvus hawaiiensis (hawaiian crow) is the source of this 1383-nucleotide messenger RNA. It is a transcript of the gene DNASE1L3, whose product is annotated as deoxyribonuclease 1 like 3. The transcript has 8 exons. The record is from RefSeq and is a predicted model, not a curated record. Bases 70 to 999 code for a protein of 309 amino acids. Lineage: Eukaryota; Metazoa; Chordata; Aves; Passeriformes; Corvidae. Gene Ontology annotation, biological process: programmed cell death involved in cell development; apoptotic DNA fragmentation. Gene Ontology annotation, molecular function: DNA nuclease activity. Gene Ontology annotation, cellular component: nucleus.